Bombus impatiens (common eastern bumble bee) is the source of this 1625-nucleotide messenger RNA. RefSeq names its product carbonic anhydrase 6. The transcript has 6 exons. The record is from RefSeq and is a predicted model, not a curated record. The coding region runs from base 119 to 1009 and encodes 296 amino acids. Gene Ontology annotation, molecular function: carbonate dehydratase activity; zinc ion binding. NCBI's taxonomy places the organism in Eukaryota, Metazoa, Arthropoda, Insecta, Hymenoptera, Apidae.
UAAUCUCGGGGCUAUCUAGCUAGAUUAACGUCGUGUACAUCAGUUGUAGGCUCAUCGCUGUCACGUUCGUGUCAUCGAGUAAUCGCAACUUCUGACAGUUCUAAAUAUCAUUUUUGCGAUGAACAACUUGUACAUAAUUUUUACAACUCUCAUAGGCUUAUACGAAGUAACUGCGUCUGAUGACUGGUCAUAUUCGGGUGAUCAUGGCCCGGAACAUUGGCCAGGCCUGUGCACGACUGGAAAGAGACAAUCGCCGAUAAAUAUUGCUACCGAAGAUAUCGUUAAAACUGAUCUUGGUCCACUUAAAUUCAUAAGAUACAAUACUGGAUUUAACGGCAAAAUCACGAACAAUGGCCAUUCCGUACAAAUUCGAUUGUACGGUGCACCAAUUCAUCUCGAAGGAGCAAAUCUUCCAUCUACAUAUAUUUUGGAGCAAUUACACUUCCACUGGCCCGCUGAACACACCAUAAAUGGCAUCCGGGACGCAUUAGAAUUACAUUUUGUUCAUUAUGACGAACAAUAUGGCAACGCGAAUAUGGCAUCACAACAUAAAAAUGGCAUUGCCGUAGUUGCUACCUUAUUCGAGUUAAAUAGCGAUGACAAUUUGGAUAUAAUGGCAAUUUUGGAAGCAGUGGAAUUAGUAUCUAACGCAGUCGGAAAAACUACGGCUUUGAUGGGAACCAAGAUUAUUCCUUAUCGCUUUUUACCAAAAAAUCAUACGACGUAUUACCAUUAUGACGGAUCGUUAACUACUCCUGGAUGCCAGGAAAUUGUCAUGUGGUAUAUUCUUGCCGACAAACUUACGUUAUCAGAGCAGCAGUUAAGCAUCUUUAGAAGUGUUGGAACAAACAACGGUACACUGAUCUUCAAUCACAGACCAACGCAGAGUGUCGGAGAAAGGACAGUUUAUCAUCAUUUGGACGGAUAUUCUGCCGCGACAACCCAUUUGAGCAAUUUACUGAACGUGUGCUUUAGUCUCUUACUAACCAAAUUGUUAUAUUUCAAAUAAUUCCAGUUAACUUCACCUGUGAAUUUAGAAUUAUCUAAUCGCAUAAAAUGUGAUCGAUAUAUCGUUGACAUAGCAAUAAUGAGAGGGGGCAAGAUAGGGGAAAGGAGAGUUCGGAUGAAGCGAAGGAGGAGGAAGAUGAAUUAAGAGGUAGAAAAACAAAUAAGGAAACUGGUCCGUAUGAGUACUAUUAUGCGUUUCCAUAAUGAUUCGUGACUGUUCACAAGUAACACAAGAUUUGGUUCUAAAAUGGUCCGUCUGAUUUAAUCGUAAAUAUACGGUAACUUUUAUAUGGAUUUUCGGAAUGGUUUCAUAUUUUACUAUAUUAUAAUCACGACUGUUGUGUCACAUUAUAGUGCUGACAAAAUUUCAAAAUGUUUCGUAUAAUGCACGUAGUAUAUUCGUAACAAAGUUAUAUCGUAAGCGUUCGACGUGUACACGAGUAAGAUUCAGUGACAUAUAACAAUAAAUCAAAUGUACGCGACAGUGAAGCAAGUCAUUAUAUGUGUAGAGCAUAUGAGAAUGAAUAAUACAACCGCGUUGUAUAUAAUUAGUGAUGUGAUAAACGACAUGUGUACAUAAUGUAUAUCUUUGUAAAUGAUUUUAUGUUUAACAAAAA